GCUACACAAAAUCGAAUGCGCAUAGGUACAUUAAGAGAACUUGAAAAAGAAAAUAAUACAGUGAGCAUGUUACAGACCCCAACAAAGAGAAACCCAAUCUUUGCUGUGAAAGUUCAGUUUUAGCAUGUAUGUAUAUGUGGUCCCUAUUUAGGAUACAUUUACGAAAUUACCUAGGCUUAGAAAGACCUUGAAACGCAGUGACCUGUGACGUGUGUCAUAUGUCAUAUCCUCCUAUGUUCGGGCACACACGUUUUUUUAUGUACUGACCGUGGAGUUUUGUAGUUUUAAAUUUUAGCAGUCUUACCAAAUCUGCAGACAGUGAAGAAAAUUCCAAACCCAAUUUUUACCUAAGUUUUACGCCAGUUCACCAUGGAGCCCACACAGCAAACGUAUAACUUCGACGCCAUACUGGUUAAGUCCAAAGUGUGCGAACCCGAUACGAUUAACGACUACACCUACUCCAUCCGGCUGUUCAAGAACUUUGAGGAGCUUCCCGAGGACCGCAUGCUCGUGGAGGAUUUCUCUAUGGAUCCUCUAGGUCAGUUCGUGGCCAGUCCAUGCGAGCUCAUCGGCAUUUUGACGUCCAAGGGUGUUUGCGUGACGGUUAGCAAGAGCGGGGAUCUUCUCGGGGCCGGUAGUGCCCUGCUGACACCGCUCUUGCUCCGCCAGCUUACCGAUCCCACAUUUCUGGUCACCGAAACCAUCAAGCUGGAUCUGGCAAAGGGUGGGAGGGUCGUUGAAUCAGUCGAGAUCAUCAUCAAGUUUAGCUCGCUUCACCCAGAGCUUGACCCUGGUCUUGUGCCCCUCGGUUGCUACGAUAUUUGUCGGCCCGUGGACAAGUCCAUCAACUAUCGGGACGUGAUCUUCACCCUGGGUCGCUCUAAUAAGUGUCCGGGAACAUCGUGCAUAACGGACCAACGGCUUAUGUCACAUACCGGUGCCCCAUUCCAGUGUGUCCACAACGACAAAUCGCGCGACGCCGGAGAGUGUGGUUGCUCAGUGGCCGGUGGGGAAAUUCAACCGGACCCAGAAGUGCACAGGGAACAGGAACGAGGAAUGCUGAAGAAGCUUUUUAAGGAGCUAGGCCUCGACAAGAUUCGGAUUCCCGCUCCGCCUGACAAUUACGAGGAGUCCAGGCGUUGGCACUGCCGCUUACAACCAGAGAGUACGGACACUAACUCAAGUGACUGUCUUUACGACACUUGGUUGGAGGAAAAGAAGCAAAACUCGGACAGUGGACGGCUCUGCCUCUCCUCAUCCCAGCAGGAACAGAUCCGCAGGAAGGUGCUGGGUUCCUGUCGGACGAAUGAGCCAGAAUUAAAGCAGGAGACGUACAAGCGCCCGAAUCUCUGCGCCCUCUGCCAGUCGGACAUCAGCUGGCUCCCAAAAAUCGCCGGCUGUCCCUACUGUGGCUACAGAAAUAUCGAAACCAUGGAAUCCUGCGAGCAGCCCUACGACUUCUCGGCCACUGCCCAGCAGCUGAUCCGCGACUGCCUCCGCAAAGAAGCCUGCAUAGUUUCCUCCUCCGAAGAAGAUAGAAAGGCUGGAGCACACUUACCCGAUCCUGAUCCCAACAUCCCCGACGCCUGCGGAUGCAUGUCAGGACGGGUCUGCACCCGCUGCCGCAUUCGCAAAUUGUGCGAACAGUUCUUCACAGAGCAGGAAAAUAAGUCCCAGAAUGCUGGCGGACUACGAGACGAAGGUGGGCAUCAAAAGAAGGGGCAGUCACCGAAAAAGAUACCUUCGAGCACGUCGCAUCACCGCUCCAAGCUGAUAACGAUUUUCAGUGAAAUACGCAACAUUUACGAUAAAAAGAAGGGUGAAAAGGAUCGCCAGAAGAAUGCACAGGAUGACCCCAAAACAGCGGCACUCCGCGAUGAGUGUGAAGCGGCAUGCAAUAGCUCCAAGUCAGCCCGGGAUCGACUCCGAGCUCGACGUUCGAUGGGAAAACCACUUAAAGGGAUCGACAAGGACUCGAAAAGGAAGAGCAAGAGAAAGCGUUGCCAGGCCCGACUCCACCGUUCGAAAUCUAAGCGAUACUCGUACCUGGAUAUUCCGAAGAAGAAGGUGUGCCUUCGCAUUGGACACAAGAGAUGCAUCAGCGACAGCAAAUACACCGGAUACUGCAAGGUUCCCUGCCACAUGGGCUGGAUGUGGACAAAGAGCGAUAUGGCGCGCUUUAAGGCCUGGCGGCCGGGCGCCAUUUCCAGGCCAAUCCGCCAACUGAUGGCUUACUUUCUCAAAGACUUCCCCGCGGACACCAUUUGCCUCUCGCGCUACCACUAUCGAAACAGAGGACCCGAUCCAGAGGACGCAUUGCAGGAGACACUGGUGCAACAUCCUACGCUGCACAUUCUCAAGAAGCGGGACGAAUAUAUCAUCACGCUGCGGCCCCUAAAGGAUCCACAAUCGCUAGCGCUGUGCGCGAAUCCCUAUGCCGACAUGAAGCCAGUGGUCUUUCGCAUCACCAAGGAUCCCAUAGCGGCUGAUCUGCGUGAGAUGAAAAUGUCCCUGAAAAGGAAGGGAUUCCCACCAUGCCAGUGCGAUAUGCCAGUAGCCAGCUGCUAUUGUCGCAGUCACAUUGACAAGAAGCGCCUCGAGUACGAGGUGGAAAGCAUGCUAAGGCAGAGAGGAUGCGAGGAUGGGGUAGAAACAUUCUUCUACUCCCCAAUCACAGAUGAUGAGGUCGACAGCGAGGAAGAGUACGAGUUCGGAGUCACUCCGCCUGCUGGUGUCAUCAAGCCGGAGCGAAUGAAGAAGUCGCACGUGAAGCAUUGCGAAACGCAGUACAACGAGAACGACUGGGCCAUGCCCAGUAUGUUCCCCCAUCCUCCAAAUCCCUUCGUACAAUACGGCGCCUGCGUGCUCGGUGAGCGAAAGAAACCCUUUGACUGGAUAUACGGCAAGGGCAAUGUACACGAGGAGCCCAAGCCGCCGCUGAAGCGCAACAAGCCGAAGAUGAAGAAGAAGAAGAAGGAACUGCCGGGACGUCAGGCAGGGGGAUUUGAUAACCCUAAUAUAUUUCAAGCCCCAUCCCUUACAUCAAAAAAAAACUGGCACAAGUCCAACUCUUCCGAGAUGUCUUCUUUUACAGAUGUACCCAUACAAAUGAAUUGGCAUUGACCCGACCCUGUAAUAGUCCCACGACACUCUGGAUACUCGAAGGAGAAUCUGAACAAUGAAGCUCGGGAAAGUAGUUUUACUCAUUCAACUUAGACUUUUAUUUGGUUAUGGCAUGGCAGACUAGCCAUGAAUUAACUGGAAGGUUGCUAAGUUAAGAUAUUCAAACAACAUGGGAAAAGCAGG
Messenger RNA from Drosophila obscura, 3306 nucleotides. RefSeq lists its product as uncharacterized. NCBI's taxonomy places the organism in Eukaryota, Metazoa, Arthropoda, Insecta, Diptera, Drosophilidae. The transcript is spliced from 3 exons. The record is from RefSeq and is a predicted model, not a curated record. The coding region runs from base 370 to 3123 and encodes 917 amino acids.